AUGUCCGAGUAUACGGGCCUUGCGCCCAUCCCUCUACAUCCGCACCCCCGCCACUCCAGGCGUCGGCAGACGUUCCACCUCGGGUUCUUGGUUAGGCGGUGCCAGCCUCCUGAGGAGAAGUACGAAAUCGUCCUCGUCGUCCUCGUCCUCUCCGGCGGGACCUCCAACUUCACCACCGCCCAGAUCGUCCCGGGGCGCGGCAGACCUAAACCACCGUCCAGGGCAGAGCGGCCGUCGUCGACGAGAAGCAGCGUUGCCGGAUCGGUACGGACCGCCCGGGUAGCCUCGGAGACCAACAUUGCGCUUGCCGGGGCCGGCCUCCUACCGUUUGAACCUUUUAUGUUUGGGAGCAGGAAAUCCGUGAAAUCGGCAGCGGCAAGAAGGCAGACGACACCGGACAGCACACCGGCGGCGGUGGCAAAGAAUGCAGGCAUGUAUCCCGACGUAGACGGCGGCAAGCAGUCGUCCAGGCAGAUGACGGCCGGCUCGUCAUUCUCGCGGACGGAAUCUGUGUCGUCGACGAGCGUGAGGACGGCACUGUCGACCCGGACGGUGACGUCCACCGACCCGUCGGCGGCCGGGGGGGAAGGGGCGGGCGGCAGCGGCGGCGGCGGCGGCGAUAGGCCCAAGCCGUACGUGCAGCGGAACGGCCGGACCUACAUCAACGACGCGUCCGUGCCGUACCCGCUGCCGGUGGACCUGGCCGAGCUGCACCGGCAGAUACUCCGGACGCUGCUCCUGAUGCAGGUGCACGGCGCGCCGCUGGCCAGCCCGGCGGUGGCGGCCAAGCCGCCGCUGCGUGUGCUCGAGGUCGGGUGCGGGACCGGGUUCUGGAGCAUGAUGUGCCACCGGUACUUCAAAGGUCGGGGGCACAGCGGCAUGUCCUUCACCGGGCUCGAUAUCGUGCCGCUGAGCGAGUCCGGGUGCCACAGCAGCGUCGAGACCGGCAACGCCAACAACCGGCCGGACGCCGACAUGGACUGGACCUACGUGCAGCACGACGUGCGCAACCUCCCCUGGCCGUUCGCCGACGGCGAGUUCGACCUGGUCUUCUGGAAGGACAUGUCGCUCGUCGUGUCACCCAUCAUGCAGGGGGCCUACAUCGAGGAGACGGUCCGACUGCUCGAGUCGGGCGGCACCCUGGAGAUCUGGGAGACGGACCACACCAUCCGCAUGCUGCGCCCGCACGUGCCCAGCCCGUCGGCCAUCGGCAGCCAGGCCAGCGAGCACGAGAAGGCCGCCAGCCUGGGCGCCUACAUGAUCAACAUCAACACCCCGCUAUCCGCCCCGCUCAACACCUACCUGGUCGAGUACAACGCGUGGAUCUCGCGCGCCCUCAAGGCCCGCGACCUCAUCGCCAACCCGUGCACCAUGAUGAACCACCACCUCCUGCAAGAGUCCGAGAGCGUCGGCGGCUUCGGCUCCCACCGCGUGGCCGUGCCUCUCAGCGAGGUCCGCUGGGAGCGUGAGGGCGUCGGCGGCGUCGUCACGAAGGACGGCAAGUCCUACGUCAAGGCCUCCGCCUCUGGACUUCCCGCCAGGUCCGCCACGCCCACCCCCGCCCACGUCGACAGCAAGGCCCUGACCGCCGGCCAGGCUGCCCUCCGGAGGACCGCCCUCAUCACCCUCGUCGACCAGAUCGUGGCCCUCGAACCUAUCCUGCGCGAUGCCAGUGGCAAGAGCCAGGACGAGUGGGACAUGUGGCUAGGCAAGAUGAUGACCGACAUCGUCAAUGAGGGUGGCACGAAUUGGGGCGAGUGUCUAGAGUCGGGAGCUUGGUGGGCAAAAAAGAAGUAA
Geosmithia morbida is the source of this 1797-nucleotide messenger RNA. RefSeq names its product Methyltransferase domain. The record is from RefSeq and is a predicted model, not a curated record. The transcript is spliced from 3 exons. NCBI's taxonomy places the organism in Eukaryota, Fungi, Ascomycota, Sordariomycetes, Hypocreales, Bionectriaceae. Bases 1 to 1797 code for a protein of 598 amino acids.